This is a messenger RNA of Lachancea meyersii CBS 8951, 579 nucleotides long. NCBI's taxonomy places the organism in Eukaryota, Fungi, Ascomycota, Saccharomycetes, Saccharomycetales, Saccharomycetaceae. The record is from the annotation of a GenBank genome assembly.
AUGCCAGUGUCGAAGUCUUUGACCAAACUUCAAAAGAAUCAGAAGGGAAAGAGUGUCGCGGUCCACCCCAAGGGCCGUAAAUUCCAAAAAUUGGCCACCGCUACACUACGUGAAGACAAGAUCUCUGCCAAGAAACGGUCCCACAACGAACGCAGAACACAUGAGUUGGGUCGUGUUAAAUUUCUUCAGGAUGUCGUGAAGAUGGAUUCUUUCCAAAGCAGAGAGACGUUCACACUUGAAGAAACGGUAUUAUUUGCCAAGCAGUACAUCGGUCGCGACGAUGACGAGCUGGAAGAACUCAAGCAAAAGAGAAGAUCGAACAGACCUCCUUCCAACAGACAGGUUGCUCUACAGCAAAAAAGAGACACCGAAAUGAAAGAACUAGAGUCCGGGUUCUUGGUGCCGGAUCUCACGGAUGCCGAUAACGUGGCAUUUCUCAGGCGUUGGAACCACAGCUUUGGGUCCAUGAACCACUUACAGCAGAUCAGAGUUAAUGACAAAGCGGAGAGAGUUAUUGGCGGGAAUAAAAGUGCACAGAGCUCUGCAAUCUCGAACACUGCAGACGUGGAGAUGAAGUAG